This is a messenger RNA of Ixodes scapularis (black-legged tick), 513 nucleotides long. RefSeq lists its product as uncharacterized. The transcript has a single exon. Bases 1 to 513 code for a protein of 170 amino acids. The record is from RefSeq and is a predicted model, not a curated record. Lineage: Eukaryota; Metazoa; Arthropoda; Arachnida; Ixodida; Ixodidae.
AUGCCCACCAUGUUCAACCUCUACGAUAACUACUACCACACCAUGUCCAACGCCUACCUCUACACGAGGUCCGACAACUACUACCACACCAUGUCCAACGCCUACAUCUACACGAGGUCCGACAACUACUACCACACCAUGUCCAACGCCUACAUCUACACGAGGUCCGACAACUACUACCACACCAUGUCCAACGCCUACAUCUACACGAGGUUCGACAACUACUACCACACCAUGUCCAACGCCUACAUCUACACGAGGUUCGACAACUACUACCACACCAUGUCCAACGCCUACAUCUACACGAGGUCAGACAACUACUACCACACCAUGUCCAACGCCUACAUCUACACGAGGUCCGACAACUACUACCACACCAUGUCCAACGCCUACAUCUACACGAGGUCAGACAACUACUACCACGCCAUGUCCAACGCCUACAUCUACACGAAGUCCGACAACUGCUACGACACCUUCCAAAAAACACCAGAAUUUAUUUUGUCGAGAUUUUGA